AUGAAAUUUCUAAGUCUUAUUUGUUUUUCCCUAUUAUUGGCCUUUGUGGCUGCAACAGAUCCAACGGGAUCACCACCACCAACUGCACCUGCUGCCAGCUCUCCAGUGGAUCCCACACCUGCUGUUGGAGCAACACCAGCUGAUCCAUCUACGGCUAUUCCAACCGGCGCUGUAGCAGCACCAACACCAACACCUUCCCCAUCACCAACUCCGUCUCCCACACCUAAUAGUGGCAGUUCAAAACCGGUAGGAGCGGGGACUAACACGAAACCCACAGCCACUACCAAAAAACCGUUAACCAACAAGAAACCCUCAGCCACUACCAAAAAACCGUUAACUAACAAGAAACCCUCUGCCCCUACCAAAAAACCUGCAACUAACAAAAAACCCAAUAAGAAAGGAAAGGGAAAUAAGAAACCCAAAAAACCAGCAAAGAAAAACAAUAAAAAAGGAAACAAGAAGCAAAAGAAUAAGAAACAGAAAAACAAGAGGCCAGCCAAGAAGGGUAGCAAGAACUCCAAGGCUAAGAAUCAAAAGAAGAAAAAUGCUAAGAAACAGGCUAACCGACGUGGUUAA
Molecule: messenger RNA, 576 nt
Organism: Musca vetustissima
Lineage: Eukaryota; Metazoa; Arthropoda; Insecta; Diptera; Muscidae
Exons: 1
Coding region: 1-576 (191 amino acids)
Source: RefSeq, a predicted model, not a curated record